AGGCAGUCAGCAGCGGGAGGGUGCUGAGAGUUCGCUGGCGGUGGAUUCUUCCCAGCCCUUGAUACGUCUCCCACACUGAAGGUGAACAAAUGUCCAAUGGCAGCUCCAUCACCCAGUUCCUCCUCCUGCCAUUGGCAGACACACGGGAGCUGCAGCUCUUGCACUUCGGGCUCUCCCUGGGCACCUACCUGGCUGCCCUCCUGGCCAACGGCCUCAUCAUCACCACCAUCGCCUGUGACCACCACCUCCACACCCCCAUGUACUUCUUCCUUCUCAACCUCACCCUCCUUGACCUGGGCUCCAUCUCCACCACUGUUCCCAAAGCCAUGGCCAAUUCCCUUUGGGACACUGGAGCCAUCUCCUACACAGGAUGUGCUUCACAGGUAUUUUUUUUCUUUUUCUGUGCUGUAGCAGAGGUUUAUCUUCUCACUGUCAUGUCCUAUGACCGCUACGUUGCCAUCUGCAAAGCCCUGCACUACGGGACCCUCCUGGGCAGCAGAGCUUGUGUCCACAUGGCAGCAGCUGCCUGGGGCAGUGGGUUUCUCACUGCUCUCCUGCACACGGCCAGUACAUUUUCCCUACCCCUCUGCCAGGGCAAUGCUGUGGACCAGUUCUUCUGUGAAAUCCCCCAAAUCCUCAAGCUCUCCUGCUCAGAUGCCUACCUCAGGGAAUUUGGGCUUAUUGUGGUUAGUGCCUUAUUCUCUUUUGGUUGUUUUGUUUUCAUCGUGCUGUCCUACGUGCAGAUCUUCAGGACCGUGCUGAGGAUCCCCUCUGAGCAGGGACGGCACAAAGCCUUUUCCAUGUGCCUCCCUCACCUGGCCGUGGUCUCCCUGUUUGUCAGCGCUGCCAUGUUUGCCUACCUGAAGCCUUCCUCCAUCUCCUCCCCAUCUCUGGAACUGGUGGUGGCAGUGCUGUACUCGGUGGUGCCUCCAGCAGUGAACACCCUCAUCUACAGCAUGAGGAACCAGGAGCUCAAGGAUGCAUUGCAGAAAUUGAUGACCAGAUGA
Chroicocephalus ridibundus (black-headed gull) is the source of this 1007-nucleotide messenger RNA. Its product is annotated as olfactory receptor 14J1-like. Lineage: Eukaryota; Metazoa; Chordata; Aves; Charadriiformes; Laridae. Gene Ontology annotation, biological process: G protein-coupled receptor signaling pathway. The transcript has 2 exons. The record is from RefSeq and is a predicted model, not a curated record. Gene Ontology annotation, molecular function: G protein-coupled receptor activity; olfactory receptor activity; odorant binding. Gene Ontology annotation, cellular component: membrane. Bases 90 to 1007 code for a protein of 305 amino acids.